AUGUGGUCCAUCGUGAAUGUAAACUAUACUUAUACUCAACAAGAUUUAUAUGAUACAAUUCUCAAUACAUUGUUUCCAAUCAUUUUAAUGAAAUUUCUUGACGUUGGAUUGAAGAAUAAAGAUGGAAAGGGAAUGAUAGAAAUAAUUGUGGAACUUAAGGAACAUGAAGAGGCAAAAAUAAUGAUACAAGGCAUUAUAGACUCUUCAGAUAUAAAUGAGCUAAAAGUCGAAUAUGAUAAAGCCCAAAAGAAAGAAAUUUUAGGAAUAUUUAAUGAAAUAUUAAAAGAACUUGAUGAAGAAAUAAAUGCAUAUAUUAAUGCAACCCAUGUGUCAACAUUUAAAGCUAUAGCAUUACCGUUACUUGAUGAUGUAUUAUACCAUAUUGUUUCUUGGAUAAUUCCGUUAAUGGCCGCUUUUGCCUAUGAUGAUGAUGAUCUCUCUAAUUUAAAACCUAUUUUUCUUAUAAAUAUAAGUUUACAUGCAACUUUUUCUAUUUUUACAAUCUUUCUAAAUUUUUGGCAAAAAUAUUCAAGUUAA
Dentiscutata erythropus is the source of this 537-nucleotide messenger RNA. The record is from the annotation of a GenBank genome assembly. Lineage: Eukaryota; Fungi; Glomeromycota; Glomeromycetes; Diversisporales; Gigasporaceae.